UCAAUACGCACGUACUAAAAAAAAGAGAAAAUGCUCAUCAAUCAGUACAAGCAUUGAUUACUCUUUAAACACGAAUUGUGUGUUUGCAUACGAAUGCUUUGCUCGAUAGAGCACAUUAACCUAAAAUAUGCAAUAUUUUUGUAUAUGGCUAAUUAAUACAUCGUUGAAAGUAUUUAAGCACCGCAAAAAUGAAUAUAACAACUUAUAAUGGUACGUAACAGCACUUCACACGUUAAUAGUAACACCGAAAAGAGUAAAGAAGAGGAUAAACAGGGUACUGAGGAGUUAACACAUGGUAAUGAAUCGCAUACUCUCGGCACAGUGGCAGAAGACCGUAUUGGAAGUACAUCGGAAGUAGGACAUGGUGUGACAAAUCCGAAUGAGCUGAAUCAUGAACCACAGACUAGCACGGAACGCAGUCUUUCCAAGAAGAUCAAGUUUUACGCAGGAUGUCGUAAAAAGGAUGGCAGUGCCGAAUGUAAGACAUGGUUAAACGAUGAGAAGGAUAUGUCUAUUGAUGUGGAAUUAUUUGGUAUGGACUUAGAAGAAACUGAAAAAGAUAAAUACAUGAGCAAAGGUUUUAUCACUUUUAUGGAACCAGAGUCCUCUGCGAAAUCGAGUGGCGCAGAAAUGUCCACAAUGAAACUGAAAUACGUAACUUAUGGUAAUUAUAUGAAAUUUUCUAAUGGUUAUAAUGGUAAAUCGCCGUAUCAACCAUUAGGUUCUGGUAAGAUAGUUGGUUUCAGGACGAUCUGUUCUAAAAAUAAUUUUGGAAUUGUGAAUUGCGACACGUACGAUGAUUCUGUAAACCCUAAUGAUGACAAAAUGGAGCUGGUUAAAUUAUCUUGCAUCGAUUCUAAAGAUUAUAUACACUGUCAAGGUGUUUCGAUUGUCAAAGGCAUUGAUUUUGGUCCAAAGAGGGAGCUUCCUCAUGUUCCCAUCCUCGCACCGAUUGAACCUAGCACAUGA
Molecule: messenger RNA, 969 nt
Organism: Vavraia culicis subsp. floridensis
Lineage: Eukaryota; Fungi; Microsporidia; Pleistophoridae
Exons: 1
Coding region: 208-969 (253 amino acids)
Source: RefSeq, a predicted model, not a curated record